AUGGAAUUUCGUGAAAAUCAAAACACUUGUGGUGGAUUAAACUUGACUCUAUACCCAAUUUAUUUGCAGUCAGGAUUAUCAAUUUCAAAAGAUUCUUAUCGGAGGUUUAUAGGUUACAGGUGUGUUGAACUUCACUUCGUUGCACUUCGUUACGUUCAACUGUUUAUAGAUUACAAUAGGUUUAUAGGUUACAGGUGUGUUGAACUCCACUUCGUUGCACUUCGUUACGUUCAACUGUUUAUAGAUUACAAUAGGUUUAUAGGUUACAGGUGUGUUGAACUCCACUUCGUUGCACUUCGUUUCGUUCAACUGUUUAUAGAUUACAGUAGGUUUAUAGGUUACAGGUGUGUUGAACUCCACUUCGUUUCACUUCGUUACGUUCAACUGUUUAUAGAUUACAGUAGGUUCAUAGGUUACAGGUGUGUUGAACUCCACUUCGUUUCACUUCGUUACGUUCAACUGUUUAUAGAUUACAGUAGGUUCAUAGGUUACAGGUGUGUUGAACUCCACUUCGUUGCACUUCGUUACGUUCAACUGUUUAUAGAUUACAGUAGGUUUAUAGGUUACAGGUGUGUUGAACUCCACUUCGUUGCACUUCGUUACGUUCAACUGUUUAUAGAUUACAGUAGGUUCAUAGGUUACAGGUGUGUUGAACUCCACUUCGUUUCACUUCGUUACGUUCAACUGUUUAUAGAUUACAGUAGGUUCAUAGGUUACAGGUGUGUUGAACUCCACUUCGUUGCACUUCGUUACGUUCAACUGUUUAUAGAUUACAGUAGGUUCAUAGGUUACAGGUGUGUUGAACUCCACUUCGUUGCACUUCGUUACGUUCAACUGUUUAUAGAUUACAGUAGGUUCAUAGGUUACAGGUGUGUUGAACUUCACUUCGUUGCACUUCGUUACGUUCAACUGUUUAUAGAUUACAGUAGGUUCAUAGGUUACAGGUGUGUUGAACUCCACUUCGUUGCACUUCGUUACGUUCAACUGUUUAUAGAUUACAGUAGGUUCAUAGGUUACAGGUGUGUUGAACUCCACUUCGUUGCACUUCGUUACGUUCGUGUCUUUGCUAUUCAAAUUCAAAAUAUCCGUUAA
This is a messenger RNA of Chironomus riparius, 1092 nucleotides long. The record is from the annotation of a GenBank genome assembly. NCBI's taxonomy places the organism in Eukaryota, Metazoa, Arthropoda, Insecta, Diptera, Chironomidae.